GCCAUGGUUAACUCACUCAUAUUGAUGCUCAGCUGGACUGUGAUCUCUGAGUUUGUGAGAGCUCAGAAUGACACGGAACCGAUUGUCCUGGAGGGCAAAUGCCUCGUGGUCUGCGACUCUAAUCCGGCAACGGACUGGAAGGCUUCAUCCUCUCCGCUCGGCAUCUCGGUGCGCGCCGCCAACUCCAAGGUGGCUUUCUCUGCAGUCCGGAGCAACAACCACGAGCCGUCGGAGAUGAGCAACAAAACAAGAAUAAUCUACUUCGAUCAGGUUCUUGUGAAUAUAGGAAACUACUUCACAUUUGAAUCAGUAUUUUUGUCCCCGAGGAAAGGAGUCUACAGUUUUAACUUCCACGUGAUUAAAGUGUACCAGAGCCAAACUAUACAGGUGAACUUGAUGUUGAAUGGGAAACCAGUCAUCUCUGCCUUUGCGGGUGACAAAGAUGUAACUCGCGAGGCAGCCACUAAUGGAGUUCUGCUCUAUCUUGAAAAAGAGGACAAAGUCUACCUUAAGCUGGAAAAGGGAAACCUAGUUGGUGGAUGGCAAUACUCAACAUUUUCUGGCUUUCUUGUGUUUCCUCUGUAA
Archocentrus centrarchus (flier cichlid) is the source of this 585-nucleotide messenger RNA. It is a transcript of the gene cbln4, whose product is annotated as cerebellin 4 precursor. The transcript has 3 exons. Bases 4 to 585 code for a protein of 193 amino acids. NCBI's taxonomy places the organism in Eukaryota, Metazoa, Chordata, Actinopteri, Cichliformes, Cichlidae. Gene Ontology annotation, cellular component: synapse. Gene Ontology annotation, molecular function: protein binding. The record is from RefSeq and is a predicted model, not a curated record.